Messenger RNA from Aspergillus eucalypticola CBS 122712, 1500 nucleotides. Its product is annotated as alpha/beta hydrolase. The record is from RefSeq and is a predicted model, not a curated record. Gene Ontology annotation, cellular component: cytoplasm. Gene Ontology annotation, biological process: protein depalmitoylation. Lineage: Eukaryota; Fungi; Ascomycota; Eurotiomycetes; Eurotiales; Aspergillaceae. Bases 457 to 1398 code for a protein of 313 amino acids. Gene Ontology annotation, molecular function: palmitoyl-(protein) hydrolase activity; carboxylic ester hydrolase activity. The transcript has 2 exons.
GUAGUCAACUUGAGAAUAUGCUAUUCAUUGCCUCAUUUGCGUGAUAUCUUCGGCUCCGGGAUAGCGGUCAUCCGGCAAUAAAUAUACUUUCAACAUGUGAAUUUAAUGUCCUUCAAUGAUGUGCAUAUGUUGUACGACAGGACACACACGAAUCUGGCAUAUGCAAUAAUGCUGUGCAUGCAUUCAAUACCAUAGACAUGGUCUGGAAUAACUGUCAGUGAGGGUGGAAGUUACUCAGAAGCGUAUCUUUCCAACCCGCUGCCUUACAUGGCCUGAUCGACGAUACUCAACCUGUCUUUUCCAUACCUUUUGAGUUAAAUGAACAAUUGGUAGCUUGCGAUAAAUUCCGAUACCUACAAGAGAGUACUAGAAUAGUAACCAUGAAAUAUUGCGAAUUUAUGACACUCAUUGCAGUUUCAAUUAUACUAUCUCAGUAUUCAAUCGAUACUAGGAAUAAUGACCGUGCAACCUAUUAUUGAUAUCAAAAUAGACCAAAGCAUAGUAUAUGAUACUACUAUCCGCGACUGCAGUAGUCAACCAAACCACCCUCCAAACCACCCAACUCCAAUCCAAAAUGCCACCCACCCCCCUACCCUCUCCCACUUCCCCCCGCACCUAACCCUAACCAUCACGCCCCCCUCAUCCACCUCCACCACCGCCAGCACCUCCCCAAACACCUCCCCCAACAUCCUCCUCCUCCUCCACGGCCUCGGCGACACAAGCCAAAACCUUACAACAUUAGCCCGCGCCCUCAACCUGCCCGAAACCACCGUUCUAACUCUUCAAGCCCCCACGCCCCUCCCCUUCGACCUGGGCGGCUUCCACUGGGGCGACGACAUCACAUUUAGCCCAGCAGGGGACCUAGACAUGGACGCCGGAUUCACCCGCUCCACGAAUACCAUAAUCAAGGAGGUGAUUAUCGACACAUUGUUGAAGAAGUGCGGGUACCGGGGUAGGGAUAUUGUGGUGUUUGGGAUCGGGCAGGGCGGGAUGGUGGGGUUGGAGGUUGCCAGGCACUUCAAGAACUCCUCACUCCAGGGGGAAGGAAAGGUGGAUGAGGAGGAGCUGGGAGGUGUGGUGUCGAUUGGGGCGCCGGUGGGGUUAUCUGGAAAGGCGCCUGCGACUGCGUCUGCGACUGGGAGUGGGAGUGGGAAGAGUAGGACGCCGGUGUUGAUUGUUGCGGGCAAGGAAGAUGGAGGGGAGAGGAGUACGGCGGUUACUGCGGCUGGGGUGAGGAGGACGAAGGAGUGGUUUGACUUUGUGGAGGUGAGUAGGUAUAAGAGGCGUGGGGAUGGGAUGCCGAGGAAUGCGGAGGAGAUGAGGCCUGUGAUGGAGUUUUUGGCCAGGAGGUUGAGGAGUUAUAAGGGGGUGCCGGAGGGGAGUGUUGAACUUAGUUGAAUGUUUAGGUGAAUAAGGGGUGGAAGAAGGGUUGUAUAGAUAUGGAAGGUGGAUGAUGAAUCUAUUGUACAUGACAUGUUUAACUAGGAUACCUAUUUGCUG